Messenger RNA from Dermatophagoides pteronyssinus (European house dust mite), 2878 nucleotides. Its product is annotated as cytochrome P450 4c3-like. NCBI's taxonomy places the organism in Eukaryota, Metazoa, Arthropoda, Arachnida, Sarcoptiformes, Pyroglyphidae. Gene Ontology annotation, molecular function: monooxygenase activity; iron ion binding; heme binding. The record is from RefSeq and is a predicted model, not a curated record.
AGCAAAAAUCAUUUUGAUCCAGCAUCAAACAAUUUUUUGUAAACAAAACUUAUAAACAUAAAUUAUGUCUAAUUUAAAUUAUUAUCUUCCGAAUAAUUAUUUAUCGUUUAUAAUUCGUUAUGGAAUUAUUUUAUCCAUUUUAAUAUGGUUUUUAUUGAUUGUAUAUCGUUUCACAAAAAAAUGGAUCGAUAAUAUACGAAAAAUUAAUAAUAUACCCGGAAUACCAACCAUACCAGCGUUGUUUUUUCUUGGCAAUUUUAGUAUUCUUGGCCGUGAUAUAUUAAAUUUCGAAAGAAUUUUCGAAAUUUAUCUGGAAAUUCUUGGAGCUGGUGUAAAAUUAUUUGAUAGUACUUUUCGAUUAUGGUUAUCAAUAAAACCAUUGAUUGUUGUUCAUCGUGCCGAUUGUGCUGAAAAAAUUCUAUCAAGUAAUCAUACAUUUUUAGACAAAGAUCAUCAUUAUCGUAUGAUGAAACCAUGGUUAAAUGAAGGUCUUUUAGUAAGCGGUGGUAAUAAAUGGCGUCAUCGAAGAAAAUUAUUAACACCAACAUUUCAUUUUAAUAUUUUGGAACAAUUUUUAACGGUUAUGAAUGAACAGGCAAAAAUUUUAUCCGAUGUUAUUCAGAAAAAACAAUAUGAAGCUGGUGAAAAAUUUAUAAACAUUGUACCAAUGAUAACAAAUGCUACGUUAGAUGUUAUUUCCGAAACAGCUAUGGGUGUUAAAAUUCAAUCACAAUUGGAUAAAAAUCGUGAAUAUGUUGAUGCAGUAACUAGAGGCCGUAAAAAUCGUGAAGAUAUUGCUUUGGUUCAUCAAUUGACAAUGAAAGUUAUACGUGAAAGAAAAAAAGUUAUUCUUGAAAGCAGAAAUGAAACAAAUGAUAAUGACCGUAAUGAUAAUGAUGACGAUAAUGAUAGACGUCGAAAUCGUCGUUUAGCAUUCAUGGAUCUAUUGAUUGAACAACAUUUAAAUGAUUCGGAUCAUUUUACUGAAUCAGAUAUUCGUGAAGAAGUUGAUACAUUUAUGUUUGAAGGACAUGAUACAACGGCAAUGUCAUUGAUUUGGACAUUACAUUUAUUGGGAAAUUAUCCAGAUAUUCAGGAUCGUGUACGCAAAGAGAUUGAUGAAAUUCGACAACAAUUAUUAUUAACAUCAAUAUUGUUCAUCUAUUAUUGGCCAUUAAUUCAAACAAAUUGGAAACGUUUACAACAGGUAAAUCAAUUACCUGGUCCAAAAUGUACAAGUAUUAUAUUGGGAAAUAUUCCAUAUGAUUUAUUAUGGAAUUCAUUGUUUAAUUUAACCGAUUAUAAAUUAGUAAUCAUAAAUCUAAUGUCAUCAAUAACUGGCUAUACAAAUGUUUAUCAAAAAACAAAAUUAUUUCGUAUAUGGAUUUCAUGGGAACCAUUAGUAUUUGUUUGGCAUCCGGAUACAGUGGAAAAAAUUUUAUCAAAUAAUUUUAUUCUUGAAAAAUCAGCACAAUAUAAAUUUCUUCAUCCAUGGUUAGGCACUGGAUUAUUAACUUCGGCUGGCCAGAAAUGGCGUACCCGACGUAAAAUGUUGGUACCGGCAUUUCAUUUCAAAAUUCUACACGAUUUUGUUCCGGUUUUUAAUGAACAAUCAAAAAUUCUAAUCGAACGAUUAAGAUUGAUUGCCCGACAAAAAUGUACAAAUUGUACGGUUAUUGAUAUUGUACCAAUUAUUACUGCAUGUACACUUGAUAUUAUUUGUGAUCAUCAUAUUAAUUCAGAUGGUGAAACAAUGACCGAAGAAGAUAUUCGUGAAGAAGUUGAUACAUUUAUGUUUGAAGGUCAUGAUACAACAGCUAUGGCACUUUCAUGGAUAUUAUUUAUGUUUGGUCAUCAUCCAGAAAUUCAGGCACGAGCAGCCGCUGAAGUUGAUUCCGUAUUUGAUGAUAUAAUCGAUUAUAAUGAACAACAACAACAACAAUCAAAUUCAUUCAAUCAAAAUGGACAUGAUUUUCGUUCAACAUCAUCAUCGGAAACAACAAACGGAAUGAUGAAUGAUUAUGAUGAUAAUAUUAUAUUAACAUUGGAUAAAAUUAAAUCGCUUAAAUAUCUUGAAUGUUGUAUCAAAGAAGGUUUACGAUUAUUUCCUUCCGUACCAUUUAUUGGUCGUCGUUCACAUGAAGAUCUAAAAUUAAAUGGUUAUCAUAUUCCAAAAGGGACAAUUAUUUUUGUCUAUAUUUACAUGUUACAUCGAGAUCCAGAUGUAUUCCCGGAUCCGGAAAAAUUUGAUCCUGAUCGUUUUUUACAGGAAAAUGCUGCUGGUCGUCAUCCAUUUGCAUUCGUACCAUUUUCAGCCGGACCAAGAAAUUGUAUUGGCCAACGUUUUGCGAUGUCCGAAUUGAAAGUAGUUCUUGCCUAUCUUCUUAGAUAUUUUCGUUUUGUAUCAUUAGAUGAACGAGAUAAAAUAUUCGCUAUGAUGGAAAUGGUUUAUCGUCCAAAAUCUCCAUUACGAUUACGUGUUUAUGAACGACGUAAAGCUGAAGUUUUUGAACAAUCAUCAUCAUCCGAUAAUGUAAACAAUUCACGAUCAGCGCACGGUAUAGCGAUGGAAUUAUUGAUGAAAUCAACAUCACCCGAAAUCAAUAGUGGAACAAGUAGUGGGCCAAAUUCAUUGACAGAUCUUGGUGUUGGCAGUAGCCAAAGUGGUGGCAGUCAAAGUCAACGAUCGGAUCAAAGUGAUAAUCAAAGUCAAAAAUCAUUACAAUUUAAUCAUGAUGAUUUGAUUUGAUAUUUAUUUUGAAAAUUUAACUGUUUUUCAUUUAAAUCCUUUUUUGUUAUUGUUGUUUUAUUUGCACACAAUUUCAUGGCGUCUCUUACAUUUUUUUUUUCAUAAAUAACAGUAUCGCCAUCUUGUUCA